AGGUCGGGAAGCAGUUUGUGAAUCCAUGUGGCGGGGUCUGUGGACCUUGACGGCUCGGGCGACACAUGGGCUUCGCAGACCGUGUUGGCGCCAGGCCAGUGGCACCCUGGGCCCUGGCACCGGCGUCACCAUCUUUGCGCUGAGCUCGGGCCAAGGCCGCUGCGGCGUCGCUGUGAUUCGGGCCAGCGGCCCGGCCAGCGGCCCCGCCCUCCGGAGUCUCACGGCGGCCCGGGACCUGCCCCCGGCUCGUAGCGCCCGCCUGCGGCUGCUCAGAGACCCGUGCUCCGGGGAGCCUCUGGACCGUGCUCUAGUGCUAUGGUUCCCAGGUCCCCAAAGCUUCACCGGCGAGGACUGCGCUGAGUUCCACGUGCACGGUGGCCCCGCGGUGGUGAGCGGGGUCCUGCAGGCCCUCAGUGGUGUGCCCGGGCUUCGGCCAGCUGAGGCGGGCGAGUUCACCAGGCGGGCGUUCGCCCACGGCAAGCUGAGCCUGACCGAAGUGGAGGGACUGGCUGACCUGAUCCACGCGGAGACUGAGGCGCAGCGGCGCCAGGCCCUGCGACAGCUGGACGGGGAGCUGGGCCGCCUGUGCCAAGACUGGGCCGAGACCCUCACUAGGGCUCUGGCCCACGUGGAGGCCUAUAUCGACUUCGGGGAGGAUGACAACCUGGAGGAAGACGUUCUGGAGCGAGCCGACAUCGCAGUGCGUGGGCUGGAGGCGGCCCUGGCCGCCCAUCUCCGGGAUGCUCGCCGUGGGCAGCGGCUGCGCUCCGGGGCGCACGUGGUUGUUGCAGGACCUCCCAACGCCGGCAAGAGCAGCCUGGUGAACUUGCUCAGCCGGAAGCCCGUAUCUAUCGUGUCCCCAGAGCCGGGGACCACCCGUGAUGUGCUGGAGACCCCCGUGGACCUGGCCGGGUUCCCUGCACUGCUGAGUGACACGGCCGGGCUGCGUGAGGGCGUGGGACCCGUGGAACAAGAAGGGGUGCGGCGUGCCUGGGCCAGGUGGGCAGGGCCAGACCAUGGACAGGCCCAGACUAUGGGCAGGGCCAGACCGUGGGCGGGGCCAGCUCUUUCCCCGACCUUUUCCUUCUGUUGGGUUUAUUUUCCGUUUUUCCUGAAUGAGAAGCUUCCUUCCUUCAGAUGGGAGUUUUGGGGUGAUUUGGGCACUCUCAGUUAUGCCUCUGCCUGGGCCCGCCCCUCCUUCUCAUGCCUGGCCACCCGUGCCCUUCAGGGCGUGGACCCAGGUGUUUUUUCCUGCUUCCUCAGGCUGGAGCAAGCCGACCUCGUUCUGGCCGUCCUGGACGCCUCUGACCUGGGCUCACCCUCCAGUCGCAACUUCCUGGACACAGUUGUGACUCCCAUGGGAGCCCAGAGUCCUGCUGGGAGCGGCCAGCGCCUCCUCCUUGUACUGAACAAGUUGGACCUUCUGCCCCGGCAGGGCCUGGCGCCCUAUCCUGACCUGCCCCCGCAUCUGCUGCUGUCCUGUCUGAGCAGACAGGGGCUGGAUGGCCUCCUGGAAGCACUGAGGCAGGAGCUGGCUGCAGUGUGCGGGGACCCGUCUGCAGGCCCACCUCUCCUGACUCGCGCCCGGCAUCGGCAUCACCUGCAGGGCUGCCUGGAGGCCCUUGGUCACUACAAGGAGGCAAGCGACCUGGCCCUGGCAGCCGAGGCUCUGCGGGUAGCCCGGGGACACCUGGCCCACCUCACCGGAGGAGGAGGCACUGAAGAAGUCCUGAAUAUCAUCUUCCGGGACUUCUGUGUGGGCAAGUGAGGGCCAGAGGAGACCAGAGACUCAGGCCCACGCUGAGUGGACUCCUAGGAGCCUCGAGGUCUGGGAAGCGUGGCCAAUGAUGGAAUGCUCCUUCGUCCAGGGGAAAGCUCCAUCUGCAAACGGGCAUUGAAACCGCUGACCUUCCUAGGUAAUGAGCUCCAUGUUGCUGGUGGUAACUACGCUGCAGCCAGCCUGAUGUCCUGGCAGGGACUAGCUGAGGGUUCUGUAUGGAGGUUCCCUGGGGGCACCAAACGGCUGCCAGAGUAGGAGUGGAGGAAGAAGCUCAGAGUUUUCUUUG
Messenger RNA from Echinops telfairi (small Madagascar hedgehog), 2066 nucleotides. RefSeq names its product GTP binding protein 3, mitochondrial (gene GTPBP3). The record is from RefSeq and is a predicted model, not a curated record. Gene Ontology annotation, cellular component: cytoplasm; mitochondrion. Lineage: Eukaryota; Metazoa; Chordata; Mammalia; Afrosoricida; Tenrecidae. The coding region runs from base 26 to 1768 and encodes 580 amino acids. The transcript is spliced from 8 exons. Gene Ontology annotation, molecular function: GTP binding; protein binding; GTPase activity. Gene Ontology annotation, biological process: tRNA methylation; tRNA wobble uridine modification.